AUGAGUAGUUCAGGAAUGAAGGCUUGGAGUGUCGCAGCUAGUGUUGGAGUUGUGGAAGCUUUGAAAGACCAAGGUAUCUGCAGGUGGAAUCAUGCUUUAAGAUCAGUUCAACAGCAUGUGAAAAAUCGUGUUGGGUCAUUCUCUCAGGCAAAGAAGCUUUCUUCCUCCUCUUCUGCUAUGGUCUCCACAAGACUAAAAGAUGAAAAGGCUAAGCAAUCAGAAGAGUCCUUGAGGACGGUCAUGUACUUGAGUUGCUGGGGUCCAAACUAA
Abrus precatorius (Indian licorice) is the source of this 270-nucleotide messenger RNA. RefSeq lists its product as uncharacterized. The record is from RefSeq and is a predicted model, not a curated record. The coding region runs from base 1 to 270 and encodes 89 amino acids. The transcript has a single exon. Lineage: Eukaryota; Viridiplantae; Streptophyta; Magnoliopsida; Fabales; Fabaceae.